Molecule: messenger RNA, 2093 nt
Organism: Xenopus tropicalis (tropical clawed frog)
Lineage: Eukaryota; Metazoa; Chordata; Amphibia; Anura; Pipidae
Gene: atg4b
Product: autophagy related 4B, cysteine peptidase
Exons: 13
Coding region: 300-1232 (310 amino acids)
Cellular component (GO): cytosol; endoplasmic reticulum; autophagosome
Molecular function (GO): cysteine-type peptidase activity; protein-phosphatidylethanolamide deconjugating activity
Source: RefSeq, a predicted model, not a curated record
GGUGAGUCUAGCGAGACACAGUCAUAGCUUGUCUGGCCGCAACUUACCUUUUGGUGUCACCUGUAGUGAAGCGUUCUGUGGUGCUGGCUACACUCACUUAUGAUACCCUGCGCUUUGCCGAUACUCCCGACUUUCCUGAAACAGCGGAGCCAGUUUGGGUGCUGGGAAGGAAAUACAGUGCAUUGACAGAGAAAGAGCAGCUCUUGAAUGACAUCACUUCCAGGCUCUGGUUUACCUACAGAAGGAACUUUCCAGCAAUAGGGGGCACAGGGCCCACGUCUGACACGGGCUGGGGCUGUAUGCUACGAUGUGGCCAGAUGAUCUUUGCUCAGGCUUUGCUCUGUAGACACAUAGGAAGAGACUGGAGAUGGGACAAACAGAAAUCCCAAGGAGAAUAUCUGAACAUCCUUACAGCUUUUCUGGACAAAAAAGAUAGUUAUUAUUCCAUCCACCAAAUUGCACAAAUGGGAGUUGGAGAAGGCAAAUGCAUUGGCCAGUGGUAUGGUCCAAACACAGUGGCGCAGGUCCUGAGGAAACUUGCGGUUUUUGACCAGUGGAGCUCUAUUGCUGUUCAUAUAGCUAUGGAUAACACAGUUGUGAUGGAUGAGAUACGCAGAUUAUGCAGAGCUGGAACCAAUGAGAGCUCCGAGGCUGGGGCCCUUUGUAAUGGCUAUACAGGCGUCUCUGACCCCAGCUGCUCCCUAUGGAAGCCUCUUGUGCUACUCAUACCUCUUCGGCUGGGACUAAGUGAUAUCAAUGAAGCCUAUAUUGAAACACUAAAGCACUGCUUUAUGGUACCUCAGUCCCUGGGGGUUAUUGGUGGCCGACCCAACAGUGCUCAUUACUUCAUAGGAUAUGUAGGGGAUGAGCUGAUCUACCUGGACCCUCACACUACACAGCUUGCGGUGGAGCCCAGUGACUGCUGUUUUGUAGAAGACGAAAGUUUCCACUGUCAGCACCCUCCAUGUCGAAUGCAUGUAUCCGAGAUUGACCCUUCUAUCGCUGUGGGCUUUUUCUGUAGAUCUCAAGAAGACUUUGAGGAUUGGUGCCAACAAAUUAAAAAGCUGUCUCUUUCUGGAGGAGCCCUGCCGAUGUUUGAAGUGGUAGAUCAGUUACCUUUACAUUUAUCCAAUCCAGAUGUGCUAAACCUCACGCCAGAUUCAUCAGAUGCUGACAGACUUGACAGGUUCUUUGAUUCUGAAGAUGAAGAAUUUGAAAUUUUAUCACUAUGAAAAGUCUGAAGAAUAAAAUUACCUAUGGAUUAGGAACACAUUAUAUUCUACAGCCAGGCAAUAGGAGAGCAGUCACCACUGUGGGCUACAGACUGCUGGAUUACUUACACAGUUCCCUGCUCCUUGGGUUUGAUGAUGAGUUUUCCAGUUACAGAUACUUCCUGCUGCAUUGGGGAAAUGCUGCCUAUAUUUUUGGUGUGGCCCCUUCAGCUGUCACUCCUGGAUCUAGCUGGGAUGUCAAAUAACUUCAUGCUUAUGUUCUGUUACAUUCCAUAGACAGGAAAACACCACUGCUUACAUCAAGAAUUAGUGACAAGGACAGAAAAAGAUACGUCAGGGCUCAGCAUUAGGGUAUGGCAUGAGAACUGGGUAGAAAGGAUAGGUUUUCUUAAGUAAGUGUGCAGGAAUUUUGCACUCAGAAUAAGGGAAAACCCAGGAUGGCCUAUCUAUUGGUCUCUACUUGCAUAAAGCAGGCAUAGGAAGCUCCUGAGACAUCAGUGGGUAGUUAUUGUAAAGGGCAUAUUGUAAAGAUGGGCCAACAAGCAGUGGUGUUGAUCUGCUGUUCCUAAAACCAUGCUGGACGUGUGCAAGUUUAUGUAGGCAGACUGGAAUUGUACACAUUGUAGACAAAUGCUUUCACAUUUUUUAAGUGCAAGUCCCCCAAAUACAUUAAAGACAGUAUGCAUUUGUUUUGUUUCCUCUUUUGAAAGCAGCACUAUGAGCUGAGGAUGGAUUCCAAAAGUCAUGUAUAUUUACAGAUAAACAUGAGAAGUGGUCAGCUUCAUAAUGCUGUGAUUUUAUUUAAGCUUGACUUUUAAAAAUGAUCUCUGAACUACUUCAAUAAAAGCAAGUCAUCAAGUA